ACUGUCGAUAACAAAUACUGUGACGAUAUAAAAUAUUGAGCUACUACUAAAUGUACUUCGAGGCCAAUACCGGGUGGUGUAUGUAAGAAAGAGACGGAACCAUUAUGUCGACCCUAGCGCAUACAGCUGGCGUCAUGAAGUCAUUAAGCUGUAAACGGCUCACUUACCGUUUACAGUGGAAUCUGAUAAUUAGGACAAACGGUGCAUACAGGAUUCAUAAAAAAUAUUUGGCGUGUUGGGUGCACAUUUGAAUCUCAGAAUACGAGUGACAAAAUUUAACUUUGAAACCGGCCGCUUGUUGCCUAGGAACAGCAUGUGGCUCUACAACGACAACACGGACGGAAGUCCAUCUCCUAGGCGCCGACAAAACCUGACGAGUCCAGACAUACCGACACGGAAUAACGCCGCACUGCCUAUCGUCUCCAAACACGACCAGUUCAUAGAGUUCACACACAGUGAUUUCGAUGCUGACGCUGCGCAGAGCACCGUGCCAUUCAUCGAUAUACAACCAGUAUCGACAUACGUCCAGCCCGUUGACCACAAUGUGUUGCUGAGAGGUGUGGGUUUGAUGCACCGCGGCAUGCAUGGCUCCGGCGGCUACAUCGCUCUCAAACUAUUCUCCUACGACUACACUGCACACGUCCGCGCCCACACCACCGCUUUUACAGAAUUUUAGGUUAACAGUACUGUCGCCAUUACUAUCCCUUAUAUAUACUUACUACCUACUCGCUUCCGGUUACCGGCUUCACACGGGUGUACAUGUAUCAUAUAUAUAAACCUUUCUCAGGAAGAACUCUAUCCAUUAAAAAACCGCUUCAUAAUACGUUGCGUAGUUUUAAAGAUUUAAGCAUAUAUAUGGACAGACAGCUACUUUAUGUAAUACUAUUUACAUAGUAUAAAAUAAAGUCGCUUGCCGCUGAUUACUUUUUUAUUACCUUUUUAUAAUUGAUAUCUUGUUCAAACAAAUAAAUGCUAGACCGAAUUAACGUAAGUUUUAUUCCUAACAAGUAUAAAAUAGUACUUUUUUUAUUCUUUAUUAUUCGAGUCUUAAGACGAAUUUAUAUAAGGUAAUGGUCAGUCCAAUCGUGACUAUUGCUAGUGCAACCAACUCGAAGUGUAUCAAUGUUUCAACUUUCCAGUACUGAUGCAUGUAAGAAAUAUUUUUAAGAUUUAAGAAUAUUGACAUUCCCAUCAAUGUAUAUAUAUGAA
Molecule: messenger RNA, 1209 nt
Organism: Achroia grisella
Lineage: Eukaryota; Metazoa; Arthropoda; Insecta; Lepidoptera; Pyralidae
Exons: 4
Coding region: 314-676 (120 amino acids)
Source: RefSeq, a predicted model, not a curated record